This is a messenger RNA of Clonostachys rhizophaga, 4140 nucleotides long. The record is from the annotation of a GenBank genome assembly. Lineage: Eukaryota; Fungi; Ascomycota; Sordariomycetes; Hypocreales; Bionectriaceae.
AUGUCUUCAUCAAACGGAAGGGGUGCUGGUGGCAACCAGAUCUGCCAACGGUUCCAGAGGGGAGCAUGCCGAUAUGGCUCCCGAUGUAAAUUCUCUCACGACCCGAGCACCGCACGGUCUCGCCCCUCUCGAGCUUCACGUCCAGUCCAAGUCUCUGUCACACGAGCAUACUUCCCGGAUGAAUGCGACGGAGACCGGUCUUCCCAACUGAGUGACCAUCUCACUUCCGCUUUGACAGAUCACACUUAUCUUAGCCAAGUCUGGGACACGACGCUGCAACUCUUCGCUCGAUUAGAUGAGCAGGUCAACCAUCGCACCGUGCAAACUCUUGUGAUUGAAGGCCUCAAGGCUAUUACGGCCACAAUCCAGCUUCCUCAGAACGCAACCCCGGAUCACGUCAAGACGGUCGAGAAGUUUCUGCGAUCACUCAGCCACCCUGAGCUUGUGAACUCUGUGACUCUUUCAACCCGAGUCGAUAAAAUGUACCGCACAUUUUCUGGUCAAAACGGAGAGGAGGGCCUUCGAUUUAUCCAAGGCUACUGUGACCUUCUUUCAAAAGACUUUCCCCUCGUUCAGUCACUCCAGGAAGGCAAGGGUAUCAAGGCGACCAUGAGCGACAUGCUAGUUGUGACUUCUCAAUUGUUCGCGAGAGUUCCCCAGCAUCGACAGAAUGACCAGCUUGCAGCGGUUUUCAACUCGGUUGAGGGAUUGCUUGCUGUGGCUCGAAAGAACAAGGAGGUAUCAGAGAUUGAUUACAAUUCGUUCAUGGCCAGGAUCUCUGCCAUGAGAAGUGCUGCCAUCAGAGGAAGAUCCGAUGCCCAGAAUCGUGCGAAGGACAGCAACAUUGAAGCUCCAGGAGGGCGUCACGACAAUGAUUUCGACAGUAUCUCUGAUAUCGAGAUCUUCCCCACCUAUAGCGAGAUCAUGAGCGACAAGCCCGAGUAUCUUCCAAGCACCUUGUUGACCGCCCCCAACACCGUGGAAGAUCCGCUGCAGCGAUAUGUUGACACCAUGUUUCGCUUAAUGCGACAUGACAUCUUUGGUCCGAUGAAGACGGUUCUGAAAACCCUUCUUGCGCAGGCGUCAGACUCUCGAACUCCCACGUUAUCUAAUAACGAUGCCCGGGCGAGCGUCUACCACCAAUCGAGCAUUCGCAGCAUCUUCGUCAAUGACCGGAAUGAACUCGAGGCUGUCGUCUCUUUUCAGGGACCUCCCCACGUUUUGACAAGGUUCUUACCUGACCAAACAGAUUGGUGGAAGAAUUCUUCGCGGUUCGAGGAAGGGUCCCUGAUCGCUUUUUUGUCCCGCGCAGACGGCAAGAACAGAAUGUUGUUCUUGCAGGUGACAGUCAAGAAUGCUUCGCAGGUUGAUCAUGGUGUCAAGUGGUCCCGAUACCCCAGCACACUGGUAUCCAAGAACAAGAUCUCGAGUUUCACCGUUAGGCUUGUGAACUCGUCCUCGAAAGACUUGGAUCAUCUCUGUGAUCUCUUCCAACAAAAAGCGCAAGGCUUUUUGGUAGACUUCCCUGGUUUGAUUCCUGCAACCUUCCACCCGGUUCUUGCCAACUUGCAGCGGGUUCAGCGUGAAGGUGACCUGGCCUUCCGUCAGUGGAUCUUGCCCAGUGCUCAUGGCAACGUGAAGAACAUCCCACCACCAGCAUACUCUAGGCACCCAGACUUUGUGUUCAACCUCGAUCGCAUUGCCAAGGGCGAGAUGAAACUGGAUACCAAGAAGCCAAUUGAAUCCUUCAGUUUGUCUGAACUUGAAGAGAAGUCCGGCUUGGACCAUGGUCAAUGCCGGGGGCUUGUGGAUGCACUCACCAAGGAGUAUUCGCUUAUCCAAGGUCCACCUGGCACCGGAAAGUCGUUUCUCGGGCAGAAGAUCAUCGAAGUUCUCACGGCUCCGACGACUACGAUGAAUAUGGGCCCAAUCUUGAUCGUAUGCUACACAAAUCACGCGCUCGACCAGUUCCUGAAGCACAUUCUUGAUAGUGGAAUCACCAAACUAGUUCGUAUUGGAAGUCGCAGUGAAGCACCCGAGCUUGAGGACAAGAACAUUCUGGUGGUCAGCAAAUCCACCAAGAAAACCGGCUCUGAGACCAAUACGCUCUCCUAUACUGGAAAGGCCUUGGAUGAGGCCAUGGAGAAAGUCUCAUCUGUUUUGAUUAGCCUCGACAACCGCAGCACGCAACCCACGUGGGCCGAUUUGGACGAUUUCCUGCUGAAGCACCAUGAGUUGAUUCAUCGUCAGCUGAAGGCCGGCAGCCCACGCCGAUAUGACAAUGCUAAGACAAAGGAUCCGCUUGUGAGUUGGUUGGGACGCAGGCCCGCGACCAGUAGCUCCCAAAACGGAAGCCAAGUCAAUUUGGCCAAGCUCAUCACCAAAGCGGAGUGGGAUGUCAGGGCUCUUUCGAAUCAAGAACGCUGGGAGUUGGUGGACAGUUGGCUUAGUGGAGCAAGCGUCUCAGACAACUCUGCACUUCAUAAUGCUCUUAAAGAAGCCGAUGGUCACCGGGCGGCGAUGAACAGCGUUCGGGAGGAAGUGCGCCGACGCACUCUGAUGAAUUCGAAGAUCAUUGGCAUGACUACGACCUCGCUUGCGAAGAACAUUGACACACUCCGCAGGGUUGGCAUCCGAGUCGUUAUCUGCGAAGAGGCUGCAGAGGUAACCGAAGCCCACAUGUUGUCUGCCUUGAUGCCAGGUGUCGAACACUUCAUCCAGAUUGGCGACCACAAGCAGCUGAGGCCUCAAAUCAACGAUUACAACCUCAGUCUUGAGUCUUCGUCCAAGACGAAAUGGCAACUUGAUCGUAGCCAGUUUGAGAGGCGAGCCAUGGGUGAGCCUGGCCUUGAGCCAGUGCCAGUGGCACAGCUCAGUGUUCAGCGACGAAUGAGGCCCGGGAUCUCAAGAUUGAUUCGGCGAGUAUACCCUUCGUCGGAAGAUCACAAGUCGGUCGGAGGUUUCCCAAAUGUGGUUGGGAUGCGCCAAGAUCUCUUCUGGCUUGAUCAUCGGCAUUUGGAAGACAGUCAGUAUGGUAAUGGCUCAAUCAGGUCCCACAGCAACAGGUGGGAAGUCUCAAUGGCUACGGCUUUGGUUCGUCACUUGGUUCGGCAAGGAGCCUACGACAGCUCUGAUAUCGCCCUUCUCACACCCUACGCUGGCCAGCUCAAGCAACUGAAGGCUGCCUUGAGCAACGAGUUUGAGAUUCGCCUCAACGAGGCUGACCAAAAGAAGAUGACUGAAGAAGAGGCAUGGUUAGCCAGCCUGAACGGACGGACUGUGGAAGUAGCUGAGAAGUUUGUCAAGAAGCCACUCCUUCAGACCCUCCGCGUUGCAACCGUCGACAAUUUCCAAGGAGAGGAGGCCAAGGUGAUUGUGGUCUCGCUUGUGAGGAGCAACAAUUCCCGCCAGGUUGGAUUUUUGGCUACAGAGAACCGAAUCAACGUGCUUCUGAGCCGAGCGCAGCACGGCAUGUAUCUCAUUGGAAACGCCAACACCUACCAGAACGUGCCGAUGUGGGCUGAUGUUCAUCAGCAGAUCUCCGAGGCUGGGAACGUCGGUACUGAGCUGGAAAUCUGCUGCCCGCGACACCCUGAGACAUCCAUUGUAUGCUCCGAACCCCGGGACUUCAAAGACAAGAGUCCCGAUGGAGGUUGCGCCGAACUCUGCGGAAAGCCAUUGGAGUGUGGGCACAAGUGCAAGUCCAAGUGUCACUCCGACAUGAUGCAUCAAAAUACCCCUUGCAACGAGCCAUGCGAUCGCCCCAGGCAUGACUGCGGCCACAAAUGCCGAAAGCUCUGCAAGGACGAUUGUGGCUCCUGUGAAGCCAACACGGGCGACCUGAAGCUAUCCUGCGGCCAUGUCCUGAAGAACGCCACGUGCAAAGAGCGAAACUCGACUGGCACUAUCAUCUGCCAGACCAAAGUUCAAAAGCAGCUUGAGCUCUGCAACCAUCUUGUCCCCACGGAAUGCCUCGGACAUCCCGAUGAGAUCAAGUUUGAUGAGAGGAUCAAGUGUAUCUCUCGUUGUGGUCAGAAACUGGAGUGUGGGCACGUUUGCGGCUCCAUGUGCUCGGAUUGUACUAUUUACAGCGGUUGGGGGCCUAUGUACGAGCACCAGCCAUGCCCAUCAUGCAAAUAA